GUCCGACCCCACAACCGCGCCCGGCACCGCCGCCGCCGCGCCAGAGAAGUCUGCGGCAGCCAAGGCCUCAACGAUGGCACGUGCCAAAGAACUUGCGAGGCUUGCGAGGCUCAGAAAGAUUGAUUCAAAGAAGGUGAUGGCCCUCUUGAUUUGUCGGGGGAUGUACUGCUGGAAUCCACUGAAGGCCUUUGCAGACGAUGCAGAGAGUGAUGGGAAGGAUUCCCGCGUCUGGUCACAGAUCGAGAGCGUUUUGAACUUCUUGGAAGCAAAGGAUGAACUCCCUCAG
Molecule: messenger RNA, 286 nt
Organism: Cladocopium goreaui
Lineage: Eukaryota; Dinophyceae; Suessiales; Symbiodiniaceae
Source: the annotation of a GenBank genome assembly